Zasmidium cellare ATCC 36951 is the source of this 444-nucleotide messenger RNA. RefSeq lists its product as uncharacterized. The coding region runs from base 1 to 444 and encodes 147 amino acids. NCBI's taxonomy places the organism in Eukaryota, Fungi, Ascomycota, Dothideomycetes, Mycosphaerellales, Mycosphaerellaceae. The record is from RefSeq and is a predicted model, not a curated record. The transcript is spliced from 3 exons.
AUGGCCACUGCAUCAGUCUGCCCAGUCGUUGGCACCACCACCAACGUGCUCCCACCUCACCACCCUGAGAUCACAUCUGACCCAGAAGCCCGAUGCCCCAUCACAAACGCCAAAGUCGAACACCACGACAACAUAAUCCACAACCACCCCUCGGACCCCAACGUGCCCGCAGACGACAAGAAAGCCAUGGACGCCUCGUCCUGCCCCGCCCUCAAGAACGCCAACGCGAAGGACUCGCUCACGGAUGCCACGUGCCCCGUCGUGGGACCUGUCAACGCGCAUCUCCCGCCGUCGCACCCGGCUUUGAAUGAGAAGGAUUCGGGCGCCGUGUGCCCUGUUACGAAUGCCAAGUUGGAGCAUCAUAAGGGGAAGGUGGCGACGCAUCCUAAGGUUGCGGAUGAUGUUUCUGCGCAGAAGUGUCCGGUUGCUGGGGCGGCUGCUUAG